AAUGAUUUGUCUGAAAAGAGUAUAGCGUAAACAUUUAUUAUGCAGCAAAUGGAUUGUGACGAGGAAGAUUUAGGCUUCGAAGGACGCCCUAUAGCGCCAGAAGUACUCUCAUUACCAGCGAGACAUGUGCUACGACAUGACAAAGUGAGAGACCCGUUGUCUCUUCGCAUGAACCUGUUAGGUGCUUUAAGAAAUUGGCGAGAUGUAGCUGCUUCGCUUGGCUAUGACCAGGACAAGAUCCUUGGUCUCUUUGCACAUCACGAAAGACCUGGAUUAAGCUUACUUGAAGACUGGAUGUACGAAGAGAAUGGAAUUCUCGAGAAACUUGUCUCUGUCCUCGGCGAGUUGCGUAUGCAUAGUUGCCUUGAAGUGGUUUACGAAUGUGUCGAAGGUAAGUUGCAUGUACAUUCAUAGGUUUUUGAAAUUUUACAAGAGUGGGGAUGUAAGAAUAGUCGUUUCUUUGGAAGCUACAGGAAGAACUUGUCUUUUGAGUCAUUACAAGGCAAUCAAGUCGUUUUUUUCUGUUUUAUUUUUUGUACAUCGCUUUAUACGUGCAUAGCUAGAGUCCAUUCAUGCGAUCAAACAGCACGCUUCAGGCAGAUUUCGUGUACACAGUUCUAACUUUGUCGUUUAAGUUAUACUUUUACCCAAUCAACCGAUUGCUAACUCACGAUUAGCUAUUUCAAACGGUUACGAAAUCAAGUUUAGGGUAUUGAUGUAAAGCCCAAGAAAUAAAAUUAUAUUCAGGGAACGCUCUUCCCACGCAACAAGCUCAUAAAUAUAUUUCGUCUUUGUAUGAGCCCAAUGAUUAACCUGUUGGUAGAUAAUUUCUUCAGGCGCAAUUUCGUUUUUUUAUUGUAAGAGGCGUGAAAAACAUUUCCUUUCAUCUUAGAGAUUAUUUUUUUAUUUUUUUAUUCCGUGUCUUUUGUUAUUUCUCUAUAACCUUCUGCACGUCGCUUAAGCUAAUAAUAUGUAAAUUUAAUAUGUAAAUUUAAUGGUAUGUCGCAUUUUUUAAAUUUGAUCAGCAAACUCAACAGGCGAUCGCAGAGUUUUCUUAAAUCCUUCUUUCUCUUUUUUUUUCUCUCGAUAUAAAGAAAUUUUCCUUAUGUUUGUUAUAAGUCUUUGUUACUUAAAGCAUUAAAUUUCCCUUCAGGGCGACGAUGAAAAUUAUUCUCUCAUACCCCCUUAAAGAUACGUGCGGGUGGUAAAAUUUUCAAGUUUUUUGUUUAUUAUGCAAAUAACCCUUUUUUUCACGCUACGUAGUCUUCGAUCGAAGUUAGUUUUUCUUAAGUUUGUUGUGGAAGCAAAAGUCAACAUUAACUUCCUUUUGUUAUCAAGUUUUUCUCUUGGUAUUUACAGUAUGUAGGUUAGUUACGGAACUUAAGAUGAUGCUUGCUUUUUCCUACAUCCAAAGUGACUCUUCCGCUUGUUUGCUGACAGAUUGACCUCACGCAAUAUGAUCUCGUGACUAUCAAUUUUUUUGGACUGAAUCAAUUGAAAGGAACAUUUCCACUGCCUUUUUAUUAUACGUUUAUUUUAUAACUAGCCGUUUACCAUGUAUUUUUGUUAUACGUAUGUUGGAGCUAACCUGGGAUAAAUAUGUGCUCGAGAAAAGUAUAAAGUAGAUUCCUCUUUUUUCACUUAAUGCUCUAUUACAGCACAGAAAAAGUACAUAUAUUGCUGAAAAAACAACGGAAAAAAAAGACAAAAACAAAAAAUACAGAUUUGUUUAAUAUACAACAACAGAUAAAACUACAGUUACAUGAAAUAACUGGGGUUUAGUUUAGGCUUGACUUCCCUUGACUACUUACAUAAUUUUGUUUUCUCAAUAAAAAAGGUAAGGAGGAAUGGGUGGAUGGUUUAACUUUAAGGGGGGACGUAGAGCUAACAAAAUGAUUAGUUAGAGAGUAACAGAUGCAAGCCAACACAUUUAAAGAAGGAAAAGAUUCCAUACUAUUUUUUUGUAUGAUCAGUUUCAUGAUUUCAUUUACUUUACUUUAGAGUAUGAAAAAAGAUCAAGAGUCAGAAAUCACAUUCUAACAGAAGAUGAUGACGACUCUGAUAGGCAGCCUUCAUCUCUGACCAGUGAAAGCAGUGUCUCUUCGGAAAAUCCUUUAGUGUUUACAAUAACGGAUUAUAGCACAGAGCAAGAAACAUCUAUAACAUCAAAUCCCAGUUCAUCAGACUCUGUUACCGGUGGUAUCGAAACAGACGAUGAAGGUACAGUUAAAGAUUGUAUUUCUGGUAAGCCUCCUCAUGGAAGAGUAUCGAAUGACAAUUGCCAAAGUGCUGAUAGCCUGAAAACCCUUGGGACUGAACUUGAAGUUGUAAAAAGACCUCCAUUUUUGAGUUGUCGAUCUUGGUCACCUGAACGUACCUGUCAAGAGCCUGAUAAUGGUCAGAGAAGUGCACUCAGCCGCUCCAACUCUCAGCCUGCUGAUACAGACAAGAAAAAGAAGUCCCCUUUUAAGAAAGUAUUUCAAAGAUUUUCCAGAAAGUGGAAGAGAGACAAGAAAGAUAAGAGCAAGUCACCAGUUCAAACUAACCGCGAACUAAAUUCAUGUACAUCACUGAACACUGAAGAUUCAAGUAUUGGUACUUCCACAACAGUUGGAUGUACAUCUUUUACUGCUACAAACACUUACAAUGAACCUGCUGAAAAAACCUUUGAAAACUUUUCUCCUCUUAAGCUGGAUACAAAAGAGGCUCGCAGGUUGUCUCUUACAGACAGUCUGAGCUCUGGGGAGUCUGUGUCCCAGCCGACAUCGCCAGGCUAUGAGUCUGGAUAUAAUUCAUCAGAAGGUAAGAUAAUACUGCAGCAUUACUAAAUUGUUAAUAAUGAAGGCCUCUUUGCAAAAAAUUUUUGCAUUUUUUACUGAGGGACCAUUUAAUGGUCCCUCAGUAAUCUGCCAUGUGCUCAAGAAAUAAUUUUUUUUGUUACCAAGCAAAAUAACAUGUUGAACCUGAAUGGGAGUGCAAAAUGUUGAUCAUGUAGAACCUUUUGUUUUGGUUUGAGGGUGAUUCCUUGCUUGUUUUAUGGUAUUGUAUGACAAACCAAUAUGUAGUUAGGUAUGAACAGCAAAAGCCAUUUGUUGCUCACCAGGCAUCUUUUCUUUUUUGUGAUUUUGCCCAGUUCAGAGGUAAUUCAUUACCAUUUUUGUCAUUGCUGCAGCUUGCAGUGAGAGUAUUAAUUUUUAUUAAGCUAGCAAAUUAGGAUGACAAAAAAAUCCAUGCAACAAUCAGGAGUAUGUUUGCCAUAGUGUAUAAUAUGAUUGAGCCAAUUAAAUAUCACCCACCUCAGAAAGCAAAUUUCUAGUUUUAGGUAUACAGUGAAACCUCUAUUAAGCAGACCCCUAAUUUAGCGGACACCCUUUAUUAAGCAAACACUAAGUCAGGUCCUGAAAUUAACGUCUUAUAUUUCCAUUCAUAACGAACCCCUGUUCGGCGGACACCUCUAUUAAGCGGAUGUGGACACUAAAAUAAAUUGUAUUUAGCUAAUUUCUAUCGUUAAUAACCUCUAUUAAGGAGACACUGGACUGAAUUGACAAUAGUGGUAUUGCAUAAGGUCCUUGAAAUAAUGUACUGUAGUCGAUUUAUAAAUAUAAAUCAAUACAUUUAGCUGUCAAUGAACUGUAGAUAAGACCGAACGUCUUGCACAAAGUACAACACAGCUUCCUUAGCUUCCUGAACAACAUGGAACUUUAUCACAGAACAGAGUAACCAUUGAAAGUUAAUCGUUAACAAACAUUGUGCAAUUUUUGCAAACCUCUAUAAAGCAUACACCCUCUAUUAAGCGGACACUCGGGAAGGUCCGGAAGGUGUGCGGUUUCACUGUAUUUAUAAGAGCUAUAUGGAAAGUUCCUUGGCUUUUUGUGGUGCACUCGCAAAGGAUGGCGACACAUUUUGCAUCCUUUUACUCUAUUAGUGAAUUGCUAGCUGAUUGUUUCUGUGAUACAAAGAUACUUAAACUUAAGCAAAUCACUAAUUAUUCAUCUUCUGACAAGAGAUUCUUUCGUGCUGCUUAUUGCUACAGUGAUAAAGUGAGACAAGUUUCAUCCGCUUUGAAAGUAACAAGACAGAAAGUUAAAAACUUAAAAUUUACAAAUAACGGUAUAUGAUGUUGUGUGUAAACUUAACUUCGUCUAAAAUCUAAAAUCUUGGUUUUACAAUUUAUUUUGACUUAGAUUAUUUUAGACUUUUCAUUCCAACGUUUUAGUGUAGGAAAGUUAUGAAAAAUGCUGUAACUGAAUGAAGUCAUGCAACAUGCUUUAAGACCACAUAACUUAAUCUUUCUGGCAUCUUUUGUUCUUCUGUUGUCUCCAAAAGGAUCAAGAUGUUUUACCAAUUUCCACAUACAAACAAUAGGAGACAUUUGAUUGACAGAAAAAUUGGCAUUUACCAUCGACACGUAUCAAUAGAAGAGAUUCCAAAUGCUCCUUAGGGUGCAGCAACAUUGCUGAGUAUUUUACUUGAAAACUGUUUCGGUUUAGUCAUGAUCUGUAUGCUGCUAAGUUACUUGUGGAAAUUUUAUUUGUUUUUUAUUUUAUUAUUUUGUUUUUUCUCUGCAGGUCCCUCUGUUAGUUCGGGAAAAUCAAUCUCCAUUAUUCACUGUUCUGACCAAGAGGGAGAGGCCUUUCGCAAAAAGAUAUUUGAACUGUACGAUUACUUCAGUAAAACACUUGGUUAUAAGUGCUACUUGGACAAGUUAGAGGUGGUAAAAAUAGCGGAAAACAUGUUCCGUUACGUGGUGCAGAGAGUGAAACAAAGUGACUUCUUGUUCAUUUGUGUUUCACCACAGUUAAAGAGCUUAUUUGACUCCUCUGCUGAUGAAAUAAGUGAUAAACUAGAAGGUUGGUUUGUUUGUUUUAUGUUAUAAUUUCUGUGGAUCAUACAACUUUUCCCUCUUUGUCCAAGCGUACCCUACUUGUACAAUACAGCAUUAAAAGAAAGGGUUGCCAUAGCAAGAACAUUGUCCUUCUAAUAUUACAAACAAAACCGUGACUGCACAUGUUUAGCUACUGACUGUGUUUUUAUCAGGGAGCUCUCUUAAUGUCAAACUUCAACACUGAAAGCUGCCAUUUCAGAUGAUUUCACAUGAUUUUAUUCUAUCCUGGAGAUGACAAAUUGACAGUCCUGGUACCAUUUGUGUAAACAUAGUGCUAUCUACUGGAUAAAUCACUAUCCAGCUUAAACUAUAAGUAUUAAGAAUUUCUUUAUCCACUGGAUAGAGAUUUAACCAGUGAGUUGUGUUAUCCACCUUUCUAAUAACUGGACCCUGAACAUUGAAAUUGCAGGAAGGUUCGGACUGAAUGAUGUCAUAGUUGAUCCAAAAUGGUGGCUUACAAUGCUGAAUUUUUAUAAUUUUUGGACAAAAGCUUUUUUUAGGAUCAAAUUUCAGUAGUUUGUAAGCUCAGACUAUCCAGAACUGAGCAUGUUGUCAGCAUUAUAACUGUGCUCAGAAAGGUGUAACCUUGGUCAUUUAUAAUGAUUCUCAGGGAAGUCUGAUGUAAAUGUGUAAAGAAAAUCAUGUUGACUUAUUAAAUACAUUAUUUUACAGAUGAUGAAAGCUGUAUGCUGCGUCUUGUGUCAGAUUUAAUUCUAAAUGACCUUGCUAACAAUGCAGGCAAUAGAAAAGGCAAGUUUAUGACCAUUAUCCUUGAAGGGUCUUCAAAGAAAGAUGUACCUUGCUUCUUGGAAUCAUAUAUGAAAUUUUCAUGGCCAAAGGAUGAAAGGAGGAUCAGAUGUAUUAUUGAAGGACAACCAGAGAUUACUCCCGCCCCAGUUUCAGAUGUUAGAACUGAUCCACCUUCCCAGGUGGUAAGACCAGCUGAACUUCUUUGAAUCUUCAAGGUUUGUACACUGUUCAUUUAGUAAUCACUGUAUGGCUUGACAGCAAUGCUUGGAAACUGUUACCUUACUCGAUUUUACGCAUUAAAUUGUACAGAUACAGUUGACUCCCGAUAACUUGAACCCUCGCUCACUUAAACCUUACCCUUGAUAACUCAAACCAUGUUUCAGCUGGGUGACAACUCGAAAAAAGCAGUGAACAAUAGUCCAAAACGCUCAUUCUAUUUCAAAACAACCGUGUAUUGUUUUCCUUUACAGUGUAAUUCAAAUGCAAUGUUUAGCACUGUGCUGUGUGCAUAAUACUUGCAUUCCUCCCCAAUCCCAUUUCCUUACCUCUGGGUAUUUGCUUUGAACUCCUGAUAGCUCGAACUUUUUUCAAUUUCCCUUGAAAGUUUGAGUUAUCAGGAGUCAACUGUAGUUGAUGAUUGUCUGCCACAUAAAGAGAUUUGUCAUUCUACUGUUCUUGAAAUUAAGGGAUUAUAAUGUAUGAUACAAUAAGGAUAUUGGGAUUCCCAGGCUACCAUGACAAAUUAAUUUGCCUUAUCACAGUGAUCUAAUUUAGUCACCAAUGAAGCUACUUAUUUGGUCACUUAUGCUAAAAUUUAGGUGUAUUGGCACUUGUAAUUAGUAUUAUCUUUCAGUCCUUUGUCACAUUUCAUAAUAAUAUUGUGGUAUUUUUCUUACAGCCAAGCAGUGUGAUGUUUAAGCCCUAGAUGGUGAUAAACGAAGCCACCAUUAACAUGUGAAAACAGCUGCACCAAGUGCAAUAAUAUUCUGCAAAUAUAUUAAUAAUUUUAGAAUUUCUGUACAUAAACUUUUAGACUGUGUCAUUGUGUUUUUAGUGCUGACUUUCACAUAGUUGUUAACAUGCAUGUUUUGUACAUUUCUCAAGUACAAUUCUCAAAUAUUCCAAAUUUAAUUUGAGGAAAUUUUACAUAUUAUAAUAAUUAUUUCACCUUGGAAAAGUUGUCAAAAUAGUAAUCAUAAUAAUGUAUAUAUCAUAUCAUUAACCAAUUACGCUGCAAAGACAAAAUGCCAUGGAUGCUAAAAUAUUUCUGGAAUGCGUGUUGUGAUCAAGCAGGUUGAAUGUGCAAUGUACUUAACCUACCAGAGGGAAAAAAGGCAACAAUGUUAUGAAAAAAAUCAUCAUGGUAAUUCUUGCAUCAUGACUCAAGGAGCUGUACUUUGGCUUCAAGUUUCAUUGAACUACUUAAAACCUUUCACAUGGCGUAGAAGAAUGUUUUAGUAAGAAAAUGUUUCUGUACUGAAGAGUUUAAUAGUCUGCCAGGCAAUAGAGUCCAGCAGAGUUUGAAGUAUCUUAAUUUUGUAAAAAUGAAUCACAUUUUUUAUUUGAAUUUCUUUACAGUGAAGCAAUAAAUAUUUGUCACUGUAUUGUGUAGUUUGUAAUUUUUAAGAACAUUCACUGAUAUGGAUGAAAAAUCCAAAUUUGAAUUGCACAGUUUCAAUAGAAAAGUAACCUGUUUUCACUCUGUUUUAGUUUGGAUCUGCUGGACACAGCAAGCAUUCAAAAGAUGACUUCAGCAUUCUUUGCAUUAUAGGUUACUGAGACAUUAUACUUUAAAACACAUAUACCUUCCAAUAUGAAGCAUCUCUUUGGUUUUUUUGUUUUGUUUUGGUUUUUGUUUUUGAAACAAAAUAAUUGUUGCUACUAAAGAUUGGGUAAUUAAGCCAUGCAGGUUAAAUAUGAUAUAUUAAUCCUUAGCUUAGUAUUAUGCUCUUUAAGACCAUAAUACCAGUAUUGUUAAGUGCCAUGCCAGAAAUGACAUAUAAGUUAGUUUUUUACAUAGUUUUUUACGGCUCAUUUUUUCUACUUUUUCCUCUGUUGCAAAGACUCUUGUAUAGCCCAGUAAACUUAUUUGACAUUUUUUUUUUCAUAUGGCUUGUUCAAACACAAGCCUUCAAAUGUACUCUCUUUAAAUGUUGCCACCCUUUGAUAUCGAGGGAGUAAAGUCAGGAGCUACAAAGUCACAUUCAUAUUUAGACUCUCUCCUUCAUUCCUAAGGUCUGGAAAACCAACCCAAUUCAAGUUGUGUAACGUUACUUUUGGUAGUAACAUCUUUAGAGGUUGGUUAUAUGCCUUAGGUAUUCUAUUUCCAUAAAGGCAAAGGAUCAAAUUCGUGGGAAUUUCGUAUAAUUUGCAAUCCAAUGAACAAGAGAGUUGGCAUAAUAUAGACAACCAUUCUUUUCUGGGUGUGGCUCUUUGCCUUCUGCCCCCCCUAAUCUUGGAGACCACACACCUUCAUUCUUGUUUUUGGGUGUGGUUCAUUUGUCACCGUGUCAUGUCUAGAUUAGUGAGUUGACGGUACAGCUUAAGAUACCAUUCUUGUUUGCUGAUCUGCUUUUUUCAGUCUAUAUUAGUUGUUGACUGUAUAGACAAAGGUACCAUUCUUUUCUGGGUGUGGCUCUUUGCCUCCUGUCCCCCUGAUGUCGAUCUUGGAGACAGUUGACUGUACAGCCAAAGUUACCAUUCUUGUUUUCUGGGUGUGGUUCAUUUGCCACCCCUUCAUGUCUAUAUUAGUGAGUUGACUGUACAGCCAAAGAUACCAUUCUUGUUUUCUGGGUGUGGCUCAUUUGCCACCCCUUCAUGUCUAUUUUAGAGAGUUGACUGUACAGCCAAAGUUACCAUUCUUGUUUUCUGGGUGUGGUUCAUUUGCCACCCCUUCAUGUCUAUAUUAGUGAGUUGACUUUACAGCUAAAGAUACCAUUCUUGCUUUCUGGGCGUGGUGCAUUUGUGAUCCCUGAUGUCUGUAUAACAGAGUGUUGACUCUAGAGCCAAAGGUACCAUUUUUUUUUUUGGAUUUGUCUCAGUUGUCAUCCCUGACUGAGUCACUCUUACGAUUAACAUUUUACGUGGUUCAUUUAUCCUUUUCAUUCCCUAAGUCAUUUUAUGGCAGUAUUAUCUGUAAUUCUAACCUUGAAAUCUAUGGACGAAAUUCUGUGGUUUAACCAUGCGAAUGAAACCCCUUUGGUAGAACUUUUGCCUAGUACUACAUAGUUAAUUUUGUGAGUUCAAUUUUUGAACACUAUAAGAAGUGAAAGGUUUAGAGUGGUUUUCGUAUGACCUUGGAAAAUGGUUUCGGUGAGUGUUCGUUAUUUGUUUUAUCAGCCAAUGGAUAAAAAGAUCAAAACAAUCGUGUUGCAGUAUGACGUCAAAUCGAAGUAUCGAUUGAUUUGUAGAAAGUUCUCGGGCAUGCCGUUUUUUCACCCGGGAGUUCGCUUAACCAACCAAAAACCUCGGGAGUUCCUUUCCGUUCGAUAAACCAGUCAAAUCGCUUUAUUUCCGUUCGUUUGUGGCGACUGUUUUUUUUCGCGCGUUUUCAUUUCAAGGUCAUACGAAAAUCGCACAAUUGCCUAUUUUAGUUGUUCACCACCUCAACAGACAUAGCUAUUAUACUUACACUCUCAGGAGUGAUCAACAUCAAUUUUCCCUUAACAUUAUCAUUACACCAUCAAGAGAAAAGGUUACGAGAAUUAUUAAAAUGAUCACCAAAGGAAGAAUGUUUUGAUCUUUUAUCAAAUUCUCUCAAUUCAUUCUUUAAGGAAAUGUAUGAAAAUUUGUAUGUGGACACUGGGCCUUAAAGGUUUAAACUGUUAUAAUGCUUAAUCAUUUAGGCUAUGUCACGAAUUCUUCCUUUGUGUGUGCGGAAGCGGUGAACGCAUUAUUUGCUUGCGUUGUAAACCUUAUAGGACUGGUGUGGACAUGGCCUUAGAAAUGACGUGAAUAAAUAGUCGUUAACAAACUGAGACAACUGAGUUUUUGUCUUCUGACGUUCUUUGUUUUCCUUGGUCCAAAGAGUGGGCAUCAUGAUCCGUUCCUUGCGAGGGAAGACAAAAUCGUCUCUAAAUGUGGGUAGCAUCCUUAUUAAGGGUGACUGAAUUUUUAUGGCGUUUCGCUUUCCAGAGCUAAAACAUCGCGAUUUUAAGAAUAUGUUGUUUAUAGUCG
Porites lobata is the source of this 9811-nucleotide messenger RNA. The record is from the annotation of a GenBank genome assembly. NCBI's taxonomy places the organism in Eukaryota, Metazoa, Cnidaria, Anthozoa, Scleractinia, Poritidae.